UAUGGCAAACUUUGCUCGUCAAGGCAACUACAUUCAUCUAUCGAAUGAACGACUCAGAUUGGCUCGUUCGAAUGUGUUCUUAAAAGAACGACAAUUAGCUCAAAGAAAAAUUAUUGAAUGUCUUGAGAGGAAAUUAGACGAAUUAUCGCUAAAGGAUAAGCAACUUUCCAAUACUAUAAACGAUGAUUAUCAAGUUUUUGAUGUAUUUAAUAUAACCGAAGACUAUUUUACGGAACGAAGUACCGAAGAACAUAAUCACUUAACAGAUGUCGCCACAGUUUCGUACUACGGCAGGAGCUAUUGGAACGAUGUUGAAAGAUACGUCGAAAAUUUGAGAACAAAUCAACUAGUUUUAACGAAAACAAUUGAAAAUUUGCGCCAAAUAGAACGCAUGCUCGACGAAAAUAUAUCGAACGCUUCUAUUGAUGCUGACCGUACAUCUGUUCAACAUUCUGAUUCUGACGACACGUUAGCGCUAUGCGAACCGUUUCAUUUAGAUCUAAGCAAUUUUACCGAAUAUUCUGUUGAUCAGGAGCCUCUUUGUUAUCCGUUGAAUAUGGAGGAGGAAGUUGGAUCGAAGGAAUCUGAUAUGGAGAGUAGUGACGAAUCGGUUGGUGAGAUACCACAGAUGUGUAAAUCUUCUGCCCUAGAUACGAUUCCAGAGGAAUUAAAUAACGAUCCACCGUCUAGGGCAGAAUCCACACAAUCGCAAACUAUGCAUCAGCGCUUGGAGGAUUUUAUGCGGAGAGAACAAGCUUUAUUAUCCCAAAUACGUUUGUGUCAGGAGGAAAAUCGAGAAUUGCAAAAACAAUUAGGUGUUCUGGCAAACAAAGAUAGUCAUUUCGUCGAUCAACUAAUAUUUAAGGUGGAACUAUUAGAGAAAGAAAGAGCCGAUAUGAUGGCAAGUCUUGAAAAAUAUUUUAGGCAAUUAGAGAACGAAGACGAUGAAAAAAGGAGAUUAAAAGAAUUGAUUAAAGAAUUGGAAGGAGAUUUAAAUAGUAUGAAUCAUAUUUGCGAUAGAAAGAGUGAUGAAAUGAAUGAAUUGAUAAGAAAUUUAGAAAGAUUAGCAAAGACAAACGAUGAAUUACAGAGUCAAUUAUCUGUCGAAAAGGGAAAAGAUUACGAAGCGAAAUAUCGAGUUGCUCUAAAAGAUUUGGAUGAAAAGAGGAGGAAACUGCAAGAAUUUGAAGAUGAGAUAAUCUAUUAUAAAAAUCUUGUUGAACGAUCAAGCGAUAGGGAGAAAGAUGCUAAAAACACUAUAGUUCUAUUAGAAAGAAACGUUAAAGAUUUAGAAGCUAAUCAAGCAGAUAAAGCAAAGAGAAUAGAUAGGGCGGAAGAAGAAUAUAAUAAGCUAUUGGAUAAAUAUAGACAAGAUAUGAAAGAGAAGAAUUCGUUUAUUGACAAAAUUCAAGACCAAAGCGCGGAUAAAUUGAACGAUAGCAGACGCAGUCCUCUUAUUAGAGACGACGUAACAGACAGUAUCAUAAGACCGUCGAGAUAUCAAUCAUCUAGGAGCGAACAAGGCAAUCCCAAUUAUUCUUCUGAUUCUUACCGACCAAACUACUUGGAUCAUCCAUUGAACAGUACUUAUGACAAUGAGCGAUUAAGUGAUAAAGUAAGGCGUUUAGACGCCGAAAAUGAUACGUUAAGGCAUCAAUUAAAGAAAAGUAUCGAUGCCAUGCUAGAAAGUGAGAGAAAAUUAAGAAGAUUACCAGAAAAUGGUAGAUUAGUUAGAAAUGAAUGCGAAGCUUUAAGAAAACAAUUAGACGCAUUUAGAAAAAUCAUUUACGAAGCAACUUUAGCUUUAAAACAAACGAACAAAGCAGAUCCACAGGGUAAAUUUGACGAUGACGCCUUCUAUAAACACUUGGCUCAAUUGGAAGAGGAUUACCAAAAAGUACUGAAGGAAAGAGAAAGAACUGAAUUUCUCGACAAUUCAUCAAAUCAAGCAACCGAUCUUCACGAGUUUGUCGAAUUCCUCAAUAACGAAGUGGAGAAAUUAGAAAGAGAGAAGAGUGAAUUAGUUGCAAAAAAAGGGAGGGACGAAGAACUUUUAGAUAUUCUCAGGGAUAAGCUACGUAAUUACGAACGUAAAAUGAAUGAUUUCGAAGGUAAGACUACUACAUCCUGUUCGCUAUGCGAUCAUCUUAUGGAGCAAAGGGAAGAAUUGAAGAAAGAAUUGAACGAUGCAAAAGACGAAAUCAAUAACUUAAAGCAGGCAAAGACAGAGUCAAAAGCAAAUAUAAAUAAUCAGUUAAAUAAUGGAAAAACUGAUGAUAAUGAAAUAAUAAGAGGUAGUUUGCAUCCGGAGAAGAGUACUUCACCUAUACUACCACAAACAUCGACGCCAAUACCGUUUCAAGAAGCUAAUAAUGGAUCGACAAAAAAAUAUUUUAACGAUUUACACGACGAACUCGUAUCGGAAGUUGAAUUGUUACAGAAACAUAAUGAAUUUCUAACAGAUGAAGUACGCAAUGCCCAUUCAAAAAUUCAAGGAUUAGUUAAAGAAUCAGAAAUUUUAAAAGUACGAAAUUCGCGUUUAGAUCAUAAAUUAAAGCAAUCUCAAACAAAUUUGGAUAGAGUUGAUUCGAAAGGUUUAAUUGAUAAAGAAAAGGAUUUAAUAUUAGAGAAUACUAAAUUAAGACAAGUUAUAAGAGACUUGAAACAAAAGGAGAAUUCAUCUAGGCCUUCAACAACAACGUUGGAAAAUAUAAAUUCAGAGUUGAAAAUUGAUAAAUUAACUAACGAAAAUGACGAUUUAAAAGUCGAAGUUAAAACAUUAACGGAACGAUUACAUUCGUAUUUGAAGCCUGGAAAGAAUAUUGUUCAAUUACCGAAACCUGAAUACGAUAGAUUAAAAAGCAACGAAGAAUUGUUAGAAAGUCACGAAGAAAUGUACGAAAUGAUGGAAAGAAGAAUAGGAUUAAUGAAGAGACAACUAGAAAAUAUAAGAGCCGAAAAUCUAUUACCACCACAACACAAUCAAUUCUUUGAUAAUUUAGAAAGGAUGGGUGACUUCUAUACAGAUAUGUAUAAGAGAAGAGAAGAGGAGAAAAAGGCGGCGAAUAAUGUUGAAAGUCAAACUGACGAGUUUAAAGCUUCUUGCCUAUCCGAUGGUUGGAAUAAAUCAUCUAAUUUCGCUUUUUACAUUACUAAUGAUAGCUAUUUAUUAUCAGAAUUGAAGAUGCAGCUUCUUCAAAUUGCCCAAAACUAUUCAACUGCCGUAAAAGAAUUUGCAACUGUAUUGAGAAACGCCCACUCCUCUGGAAUAACCACAAUGACAACACGCCAUCUAGCGACCGAAUUAACAGCUAUUUACGAGGGAAACUUCGAACAAAUUCAAGGCGUAAAGCCGUCAUUCGGUGGACAAGUUACAGCUAGCGUAAAUAACGAAAAAUCUAAAAAUUUGAAAGCUUUAGUGGAAGCUUUACCAUUUGAUGACGUUGAUACAAAUAGGAAAACAUUAGAAUAUCGAUCUGAAAGUUUUUCAGAGAUUGACGAAGAGGAAUUUCAACAAAUAAUUAUUGGAAAGUUAAGAGAAGGAAAAUCUAGAAAGUCUUUUCAUAAAUUAUCAAGGAAGAAACAAAAUCUACUAGUUUCGAAUCUCAUCAAUGCUAUGACGUCAGGAGAUGGGGAAGAAGAGUCAAAAAUGUCACCCAACGAAAUGAGCGUAACAGUCGCCAUGCAAGUGGACGAAGAGAAUCCCUUAGAAUAUAAUCAUACAGACCAAUUUGACAAUAGACAGUCGGAAGUUGAUUACGACGAAUACGACAAUAGAAUCUCCAGUCCAUUUAAUAAUAGUUCAAGAGAAUUUAAUGACAAGAUAAUUGAUUUACAAAGGGCAGUUAAACAGUUGGAAAUUGAAAAUAGACAUUUAGAAGAUGGUUUAUCAAGAAGAGACGAGCAUAUUGAUGAUCUCAUAUCUCAAAUUCGGAGAUAUGAUGAGUUAGUUAGUCGACGAAACUCUGCUCACCUAAAGUCUCUAGAUAUGUCACAUGAAAAGCCCGUAGAAGAUAGUCAAUAUCAUAAAGAAAUGAAGGAGCUAGGCCAGAUGCUUGAAUAUUGCAGGCAAGAAAAAAAUGAACUUUUGGAGAGGUUACAAGGAAAUGAUAUGAGCAAGCGUAACGUAGGUACAACUACCUGGAAUUCGGAACCUCGGCCGGAACAAGAUCAUUCUCGUAAUAACAGAUUAUACGGAUUACUCAGGGAAAAGAACGUCGUCCUUCGAAAAUUGUAUAUUUACCUACAAAAAAUUGGAGCCGACCCAGCCGUAUUGGUUUUUGUUGAAAAAGAAUUAAAGAAAUUAGAGAGCGAAGAAGAUCCACUAAUUGCAAGGGAUGAAGAAGAAAAUCAAGUGGCCGACAAAGGAGACGAUAGCGCUUGCGCUAUGAGUGAAGAGGAUUCAACUUUAUCGUCGGAUUUGAAUACAAUCUACGAAAAUAUUGGUCCCUUAUUCAUCGCUACGAAAGAUUACAAUCCGAGUAUAAAUAACAAGUCAAAUUGUCUAAACUUGAAAGAGGGAGAUAUAGUUCACGUACUCGAAAAAUUUCCAUCGAGCAAUUUCUAUAAGGUGAAAAGUGGCACUAAAGUUGGUCUUGCACCUAAAUCUCACCUAUCCUCUUUCACUCCUGGACCUCCUAAACCUCCGAGAGUCGUUAAGAAUAACGUGUUAUCUCAUCCAGCAUUUAAGGAUGGUUUAGACAUAUAUAGGGUACAAUCUCUGUCAACUUCUCAUCCAGCUUUUAAAAUGAAAGAGAAGAAUAAAGAUGGACCUUACGAAGAGAUAUCUCUGGAAAAGCGUCCAUAUCCGCCGAAAAAUUUUAAAAUAGAAAAAAUCUUCAAAAAUUCUAUUAUUCUAAGCUGGAAAAGAACAAAAGUAGAUAAGUUUGGCAGAUCGAAUGGUAUGCUGUUAGCCGGCUAUGAAAUAACUCUACCAUCUGGUAAAACCCGAUUCAUACCGAAUAUACGAAUAGAGAAAGCCCUGGUUGAGAAUGAGGUCAAAGAAAAACCAAGAUCAUAUUCCAUUAGAACAGUGACCGAGAGGGGAAAACGUUCAGAGGAAUUGUUUGUUGUUCUCGAGUCCAAUUUCGAGGCCUUCCAUACCGCCGAUAUGACCGAUUUUCAAACUAUUGGUUCAAUUUUAGAAGAAAGUGAUCUAAUAGUUCCUAGAAUCGCUAUUUAUGAUUACAAUCCGAUCAAUUCGCAUGGGUCAGAAUUGGUUUUAAAAACUGGAGAUUUAGUUUUAACAACAGGAGAAGAGGACGAAACGGGAUAUUUUAAAGCUCAAUGCAAAGGAAAAUCUGGAAUAGCUCCUGCAUGCUUUUUAGAAGAAAUCGCCUAUUUUCUUAAUUAA
Dimorphilus gyrociliatus is the source of this 5353-nucleotide messenger RNA. The record is from the annotation of a GenBank genome assembly. Lineage: Eukaryota; Metazoa; Annelida; Polychaeta; Dinophilidae.